GCGGUUAGAAUGUCAGGUAGUUGUCAACAAAUUUGAAUAUUUUUACAGUUUUUAAGAAAAAUUUUGUUUUUGUGUGUUAAUAUUUGUAUUUCCGUAAAAUGUCUCUUGACGAUGAUGUGGAAUUUCGAGAUUUAUUAUCGCAAACGUUAGAGGUGAAUGGUUGUCUAGCAAAAAUAAGGGCCCAACUUAGAGCCAGUAUAUUCCUUACUUUGGACGAGGAUGAAGAGUUACAACGCAAGGAACCACUUGCAAAUCACAAAGUAAAAUCAUAUUUGGGAACCUCAGAAGGACAGAUUAUGUUUUGUUUAGUUCGUGAGUUUUUAGAAUUCUUUAAUCUUGACUUUACAUUGUCUGUUUACAAUGUAGAAACAUAUGCAGAUAAAUGUUACAAUUAUGGGGGUAGGCGUGAUAUUAUAGAAAAACUGAAUGUUUUAACUGAUGAUUCUAGUCAUCCAUUACUAUGGCAGCUGGUUAAUACUAUUAAUUCAGCAAAUACUCAUUCCAAGUUGCCCAUAAAAGGUGACCUCAAUUGUCUUAGUGACGUAUCUGAAGUAAAUAGUAAAUCUCACCAGCCAAAUAAUAGCUCAUCUUCCAUUACUGAUUUAAGCCCAACAACAAAUAAUUUGGGGACCAAUAGUUCUUUAAAUACGACAUAUAGUGUCAAUUCACCCAGUAUAAGUACUGUAAAUAAUUCCAGUUCAAGCAGUCAUGUAGUAGAAACUCAAAAGACACCAGACAUAAUGCCUACAUUAAAUAAAAUCUCAAGCAAUGACACCAUUAAAAGCGACUACUCUAUUUAUACAGAAUGUAGUAAUCAACAAACAGUAACAGACAAGAGCAACAGUUCACCAGAAUCGAACGAAGAAAGACCAGAAAGUAGCAAAUCAGAAAAUAGUAGAUCAAAAUGUAACAGUAAUUCUUUAAUUGAUCUACAUCCCUUGCAAAUAAAUAAAACGAAAUGCAGUGAAUCACCUCUACUCCCUUCAAUGUAUAAUAUAGGAAAGGAUAAAGUAAAUUCAAAGGAAGUUGAUAAACUUUUGUCUUUUGAUGACAGCACUUUAGAUGAAUCAGUGAGUGUUUCUUUAGUUAAUUCUUCUGAAAAUAAAAGUGUAGAGGGUAGAGAUGCCACAAGUAUAGAUACAAAAGAGGAAAUUAAAACAUUAUCUUGUGUUAGUAAGUCCUCACAAAGUGAUGAAUCAAAGGACCUUAAUGAAGAUUCACUUCCAAGAGAAAAUGAUUGAUUAUAAUGAUUAACAUCUCUUUUGUUUUUGUUAAGAGAUAAAGUAAUACUAUGUACUGUGUAACUGUAAUAAACCACAUUAGCAAUGCA
Agrilus planipennis (emerald ash borer) is the source of this 1330-nucleotide messenger RNA. Its product is annotated as FGFR1 oncogene partner-like. The transcript is spliced from 3 exons. Gene Ontology annotation, biological process: microtubule anchoring. Gene Ontology annotation, cellular component: centrosome. The coding region runs from base 99 to 1241 and encodes 380 amino acids. The record is from RefSeq and is a predicted model, not a curated record. Lineage: Eukaryota; Metazoa; Arthropoda; Insecta; Coleoptera; Buprestidae.